AUGGGAGUGUUAAGGUUCAAAUACAUCUCUUUUGGGAGAGUUACUGGGUCCAAUGGGGCAUCCCAGGCAUUGUUCAUCUGUCUUCUGAUUCCAUAUUGCCUGACACUCACUUUCCGAGCACCACGUCUAAUCCCAAAUGUGACUUUCCUCUGGGCCUGGAAUGCCCCUACUGAACUUUGUCCAAAAAAGUUUGAUGUGCCACUAGAUUUGAGCCUCUUUUCUUUAAUAGGAAGCCCCAGGAAAGGCAUCACUAAGCAAGGUCUUACAAUAUUUUAUCUUGACAGGCUUGGUUACUACCCUUAUAUAAAUGAAAAAACAGGCAAAAGUGUGAAUGGUGGCAUUCCCCAGAUGGCAUCCUUAACAGGUCAUUUGGCCAAAGCUAAGGAAGACAUUUCCUACUACACGCAAACAAAUCAAACAAGUUUGGCUGUCAUCGACUGGGAGGAAUGGAGGCCCAUCUGGGCAAGGAACUGGAAACCUAAAGACAUCUACAGGAAGACAUCUGUUGAGUUGGUUCAGCAACAAAAUAUGCAACUUAAUGUCACAGAGGCCACCAAGAGAGCCAAGAUAGAUUUUCAAAAGGCAGCAAGGAGUUUCAUGCAAGAAACUUUAAAAUUGGGAAAGCUUCUUCGGCCAAAGCAUCUCUGGGGUUUUUAUCUUUUUCCUGAAUGUUACAACUAUCAUUACACAAGGCCUGGUUACAAUGGAAGUUGCUUUAACAUAGAAAAGAGGAGAAAUGAUGAGCUCAGCUGGUUGUGGGAAGAAAGCACUGCCCUCUUCCCAUCCAUUUAUUUACGGGCUUCCCUGACGUCUGCUGGCUUCGCUGCCCUCUUUGUUAGGAAUCGUGUGCAGGAAGCCAUUCGGGUUUCUGAAGUACGUGAUACUGAAAAUCCACUUCCAGUUUUUGUAUAUUCCCGUCCAAUUUUCUCUGAUGUGGUUUUGAAAUACCUUUCUCAGGAUGACCUAGUGAACACACUUGGCGAAAGCAUUGCUCUGGGUGUCUCAGGCAAUAUCAUCUGGGGAAGCCUCAAUUUAACCCAAAACAGGCAAUCUUGCAUGAGACUAGCCAAUUACAUGAAAAGCACGCUGAAUCUUUACAUAAUCAACAUCACCUUAGCAGCUAAAAUGUGUAGCCAAGUGUUUUGCCAGGAACAAGGAAUAUGUGUAAGAAGAGAAUGGAAUUCAAGUGACUAUCUUCACCUGAACCCAAAGAAUUUUGCUAUUCAAACUGUGAAAGGUGGACAGUACAUAGUACGGGGAAAACCCACACUUGAAGACCUGCAGCACUUUUCUGGAAAGUUUCAGUGCAGCUGUUAUGCCGGCUUCAGAUGUAAAGAGAGAGACGAUAUAGAAAGCAUUCAUGCUAUUAAUGUGUGCAUUGCUAAAGAUGUUUGCAUAGACACCUUUCUAAAUGAAGAACCUACUGAUCCUCUCAGGGGGAGAGAGAAACUUUCUGUUGCUCUUAGCAACAUUUCAUCUAUUCCAGUGGCCAUAGAGUCUCCGUGUGCUCCUGGGGCAGAUCUCAGUGGGUGUCUCAAAGCCAAUUUUUCAGAGAAAGCCAAUGGCCAAAAGGACUGUUCAGGCGUUUUCUGGAAAAACAUGUCCAGUCUUCAAAACAAAACAAUCGAAGCAGCCAAUUUGAAUUCAAGACAGUCACGUGGUGCCUUUAACGCUCUGGAGGAUUCCGGGGCAUCUAAGGCUCGAGGUCAUGUGAGAACAUUGGGGUAUUAUGAGAAUCUUUUUGUGUACUGUUGGACACGAUCAAUUCUGUCUUCUCCUCAAAUUCUGUUUGAUCUGAGACACUGCGUCUUAAUAAGAGUGCCGAUGAAUUACGGAGGCCCUGAGGCUCCACUAACGAUUAAUGUAAAACCUGCACUUCAAAGGAUCCUGAAAACAAGAAGGAAGGUCAAUCGAUUUCGAUUCAAAAUGGGAAUGAGACAGGAGACUGAAGACUCUAGGGACUUUCAUUGCUCAGUGAGUUAUAGGGCCGAGUGA
Chrysochloris asiatica (Cape golden mole) is the source of this 1995-nucleotide messenger RNA. It is a transcript of the gene SPAM1, whose product is annotated as sperm adhesion molecule 1 (PH-20 hyaluronidase, zona pellucida binding). Gene Ontology annotation, cellular component: acrosomal vesicle. NCBI's taxonomy places the organism in Eukaryota, Metazoa, Chordata, Mammalia, Afrosoricida, Chrysochloridae. Bases 1 to 1995 code for a protein of 664 amino acids. Gene Ontology annotation, biological process: fusion of sperm to egg plasma membrane involved in single fertilization; carbohydrate metabolic process; hyaluronan catabolic process. The record is from RefSeq and is a predicted model, not a curated record. The transcript is spliced from 4 exons. Gene Ontology annotation, molecular function: hyalurononglucosaminidase activity.